UUCCAUUCCAAUAUAUUUAUAUUUUACAUAUUUAGUUUACAGAUACGUCACUACACGCGCUGCCGGUAAAAAGCACAUUUUUACCAAUGAGCACCGCACUCAAAAUUCUAUUUUGUUCUUCUGCAAUUUGCCCUAUAUAGAUUUCAGCGAUAACCCAACUAAAGUUUCUGUUUAAAUUUUCUUUAAAAUCGAACCUUGUGAAUUAGUCUCCUCGAAUGUUACAUACGUUACUGCACAACUGUCUUGAUCCAUUUUUGCUUAUGAAAAUAAGUUGAUUAAACUGCGCGCCAUAUCCUAGGGACGUUUUUUUACUCUUCAAAGACAGUUCUUUGCUGUAAAUGGUUGGCCGUUCGUUACUAGUUACUAGCAGACAUAGAUAUUUUUGGAUUUUAGGUAAAAUGGAAGGGUAGAAGAUUACGGUCAUAUGAAUCAUUUAUAUGGCCGUGUAGAAUAUAUAGUUUAUAGGGCAAUCCUUUCGCUAGCUAAUUCAAGGGCAGUGCUGCCAGUCACCUCAAGGCUACAGUGCCAUGUGAUUUAUAAUUAAAGCCUUAUCAAUAUCGCCCUUGUGUCGGAGGUCAGGGCAGGAAUGGUUGUAUGUGUUCAUGUGUACGUGUGUGUGAAAUGAAAAUGAGAAUGUGUGGUCUCCUCUGUAACCGACGGAACUGCCUUUGAGCAAACUACAGAAGUACCAGCGAAUGUAUCGAUGCAUGACGUUGUCAAAAGUUGUGGGAAAAAUCACUGAAAAGUUUCAAAUAAAGAGAACGAAGAAAAUUGGCAAUUUGGUCUCUACGAUGAAAAUAAACUGUCACGAUGCAAUUCCUUUUAUGCAUGGGAAAGUAAAAAGAUUGAAGACUAAUGUGUAUGCUUCCUGAACUUUCAAGAAAAUAAUGAUAAUAUCAACCAAACUAUGUACGUGCAAUUAAAGAGCGCAUUAGCAAGAACGCAAGUACGAUCCAGCACUAAUGUGAAAGCGAUAAAUCCGAGUGUCUAUCGCUUUCAGGAUUUGACCUGUUGUUCCUUGUUCUAUCAGAAUGUGAAAUUUCACUUAAAACUAUGGUAACAAACGGACGUUAAUUAAACCCUUAGCGUGACGGUAAGAAUAUUGUUGGCUCACUCGUGACACUUAUAUUUUCACCGGCAUGCCCGUACACAUCUCCCGGUCAUGCUUCGUGAUUUACAGAGACGCAACUAAACACACAAAUUUGUUCCAUCGAAGUUAAUACGAAUACAGAAUAUAAAUGAAAAUAGAAUACAAAUAUGAAAGUUAAAGAAAAAAAUUGUUAUUAAAAUAAGAAUUUUUAUAUAACCAAUGUAUUUUUAUCGACAAAUUUUUUCAAUUGAAACGACGAUGCAAAGAAAGCUUGGAAAGAGAACCGCCAGUCCUGAAGGACAAACGCGCGACGAUAUUCCAUGCGUGGCCACUAUAUAAAAAGGUGAAACUCGUGGAAAAGAAGCACUUUUGUUUCCCCAGUCUUUACGCUAAAACGUAUCUAGAAAUUUUACUAUCUCGCAGCGAAUUGUUACCUAAGUAUAUUUUUUAUUAAGAUGUCGCAACGAUUCAUUUGCGCUCUGCUAACGACUAGCGUUGUUUGCUGUGCACUCGCGGAGAAUAAUGAAUUCGCCGCGGCUUCUGAAUUCGUUAAGAAACAGCUCACGAAAGAUAAACUGUUAACGGAUGUCGUACGCGCUAAAAAUUCUUCCAAGACGCCAUAUCUGUAUAGCGUAGUGUCUGAUAACGCGCAACACGGGCAGAAGAAUUUUGAUAAACAUUCGCGAACGAUUAUUAAUCAGCGAUUGGAAUCUGAUUCGAGAGGUUUCAGUUGCUGCGGAUCCAGAUACGGUUCCAAUUCGUCAACGCGACCUGAUUCGUAUCACAGUAGGAUCCAUGUGGACAGCGGUCGAUAUCGAACUAAAUUUGCUGAACGUUUACCCACUGAUAGAUACGGCUGGCAAACUCAAGGACCACCACCAAGUUUAAGCGGAAGACCCGGAAGCGGAAGUUACGCUGGAACUGCAUUUUUCGAAGGAGGUCAUACAGGAGAUAGAUUUGGUCCACGACCGAGUUAUGGGAGCGAAGGUUCACGCAGACCUGGUAGUUAUGAUUCCGGCGGAGGAUAUGGUUAUGCUAGCAGUGGUUUCGGAGGAUAUAGCUUUAAUCGACCAACUGGUUACGGAGAUGAUUAUGGAAUUUCAGGGACCUUCGCUAAUGGCGAUGAAUUCGGAUCUGUGGAGCCAAAUCGUCCAGAUGGACAUCCUCCUCCCCAUCCGAAUAUUAACGCGCAGAAGGCCGUCGCUUUAAAAGCAUUGGCAGGUGUUGCGUUAAUUGGUGCAGCCGCCGCUUUAGCAACGAAUCCUGUUCUUCUUCCGCUCGGAGUUGUAUCAGGCAGAAAGAAACGAUCGAGUUUGUCCAUCAAAGACAGAAAUGAUUAUAUGAAUUACAUUUUAACAAACUUGAAAAGUAACGUUACCAAGAAUGAUGAAGAUGGAAACAAAGUAUCUCUCUCGCCAACGUGUGUAGCUAGAGUCACGUGCGAGAUUCAAAAGAAUUACUGGAUCAAUCGUAAGAAGGACGCUAACUUUUUCAAAGAGAUAUCAGCAUUGGAACAUCGUCUUAACAAUUUGCUUCUAAAUAAUGUACUCGACGAUGAACUUGUGAAUAUGCGCAUUAGAAGAUUAGUAAGAGCGGCAACCAUUGUUGCCGUGAAUGGAGACAAUUGCAACACAUUUACUUGUACUCUUGUACAAAUUAAAACAAGCAAGAAUCUAUCUGUUCUUAAACUAUAGAAUUUGUCAAGGAAUUGUAACUGGAUAUUCUUCUAAAUAUAAAAACUGACAAAAAAAUAAAGGCGUAAAAUUUUGCGCUGAUACGAAA
Molecule: messenger RNA, 2872 nt
Organism: Bombus pyrosoma
Lineage: Eukaryota; Metazoa; Arthropoda; Insecta; Hymenoptera; Apidae
Exons: 8
Coding region: 1546-2784 (412 amino acids)
Source: RefSeq, a predicted model, not a curated record